AUGGAGAUAGUGGUGGAGUACAAGGUGGAUGCCAAACCCUUGGAUUCCCACAAUGCUGCACAACCUUCAGAAGAUCCUGAACCCACUCAGGCUGAAAACCCUACAGAACCUACUGAGUCAACCCAUCAGGAAGAGCAGCAGCCAGCCAAUGGGAAAGAAGAGGCAGAAGACACUGAGAAAAAGUCACCAGGAACCCCCUUAAAUGCAUAUGCUCAAGUCCAUCUACAAGAUGUUCUCAAAAAAAUUCGAGAAAGGACAGCUGCAUACAAAGAAAGGCUUAAAGAUCCAGUCCUCUCCUCACCUGAAGUCAGUCCAACAGCUUCACCCAAAAAGGAAGUCCCACCUCCUCCACCAAAAGAAGAAGAAAAGAAAGAGGUGAAAAAGGAAGAAGCUGCUGUACCAGAGGAAGAGCACUAUUGUGACAUGCUAUGUUGUAAAUUCAAGAGGCGACCCUUUAAAGAAUAUCUGAAGAAAGCAAAGCUACCACAAAGUAUGGAUCCAUUGACAGAUCGUUUCUAUAUUACAUGGUUAUUCUUGGUUACCCUUGCCUAUAACUGGAACUGCUGGCUCAUCCCAAUGCGCUGCAUGUUCCCAGUUCAAACAUCUAGCAACAUAAUAUACUGGAUCAUUAUGGACGUUCUCUGUGACCUCUGCUACAUCUGUGAUGUGCUGAUAUUUCAGCCCCGAUUACAAUUCGUAAGAGGUGGAGAUAUCAUAACAGACAGAGAAGACAUGAAGAAGUACUACAGGACUACGAUGAAAUUUCGGUUUGAUUUGUUCUCAAUAUUACCAUUCGACGUUUUAUACAUCAUGUUUGGAUUUAGGCCAGUAUUUAGAGCAAACCGAUUUAUGAAGCAUCUCACAUUCUUUGAGUUCAAUGACCGAAUAGAGUCUAUUAUGGAAAAAGCAUACAUCUAUAGGGUUAUUAGAACAACUGGAUAUCUAAUGUUUAUCUUACACAUUAAUGCAUGCUUGUAUUAUUGGGCCUCAGACUAUGAAGGAAUUGGCAGCACUAGGUGGACCUAUGAUGGCGAAGGAAACAUGUACCUGAGAAGUUACUAUUUUUCAGUGCGGACUUUAAUUACGAUUGGUGGACUUCCGGAACCAGUAACCACAUUUGAGAUUGUCUUUCAGCUUCUGGAUUAUUUCUCAGGGGUCUUUGUAUUCUCCAGCUUGAUUGGUCAGAUGCGAGAUGUCAUUGGAUCAGCAACAGCUGGGCAGAACUACUACCGUACCUAUAUGGAUAACACAGUCUCUUAUAUGAACAUUAAUAGAAUUCCAAGAAUGGUUCAGAAUCGUGUUAAAACUUGGUAUGAAUAUACGUGGCAGUCACAAGGAAUGCUGGAUGAGUCUGAAUUGCUGGAGAAGAUGCCUGGAAAAAUGCAGUUGGCCAUUGCAAUUGAUGUAAACUAUGCCAUUGUCAGUAAAGUUGACUUAUUCAAGGGAUGUGAUUCACAAAUGAUAUGCGACAUGUUGCUAAGACUAAAAUCCAUUGUGUAUUUACCUGGUGACUAUGUCUGCAGAAAGGGAGAAAUUGGUAGAGAAAUGUACAUUAUCAAACAAGGUGCUGUUCAAGUUCUUGGAGGUCCUGAUGGAACCAAGGUUCUGGUCACCUUGAGAGCAGGAGCUGUGUUUGGAGAGAUCAGUCUGUUAGCAGCUGGAGGAGGAAAUAGACGAACUGCUAAUGUGGUGGCCCAUGGAUUUGCCAACCUUUUCAUUCUUGACAAGAAGGAUCUCAGUGAAAUAAUGGUGCACUAUCCUGACUCUGAAAAACUCUUGAGGAAGAAGGGAAAAAUGCUCUUGAGGCAGAAGGGGAAGCCUGCAGGACCACCAGAAGCUGUAAAAGGUUUUGCCAUGCUCGUAAAAAAAUACCAAGAAACACCAAAGAUGUUCAAAGCAUUGCUUGGGGGGAAAGGACGAAGUGGCCUUGCCAUGCUUAUCAAGAUGAAGAGAGACCAAGAUGAAGAAGAAAAACGGAAAGAAGAAGAAAAGGAAAGGGAAGAAAAAUUACAAAAAGAAAGAGAAGAAGCAGAAGAAAAAGAAAGAGAACAAAAAGAACAAAAAGAAAGAGAAGAAAAAGAACAAAAAGAAAGAGAAGGAAAAGAACAAGAAGAAAGGGAAGAAGCUGCACUCUGUCCCAAGCUAGAAGAUGAUGCAGCAGAUGUUCCCAAGGAUGAUGCACAAGUCAAGCCAGAAGGCUCAUCAACUCCAAAGUCACCUUUGCUCAGAGGAAUCACUGAUGAGUCCCUGAUCAUUACUAUGAGUCCUUCAACCACUAUUGGAGAGGGAGAGAUUCUUACAGUUGAAGUCAAAGAGAAGAAAAAGCAGCAAGAUUAAACAACA
This is a messenger RNA of Heteronotia binoei (common prickly gecko), 2343 nucleotides long. RefSeq names its product cyclic nucleotide gated channel subunit beta 3 (gene CNGB3). Bases 1 to 2337 code for a protein of 778 amino acids. Lineage: Eukaryota; Metazoa; Chordata; Lepidosauria; Squamata; Gekkonidae. The record is from RefSeq and is a predicted model, not a curated record. Gene Ontology annotation, cellular component: intracellular cyclic nucleotide activated cation channel complex; plasma membrane; photoreceptor outer segment. The transcript is spliced from 17 exons. Gene Ontology annotation, molecular function: protein-containing complex binding; intracellularly cGMP-activated cation channel activity; intracellularly cAMP-activated cation channel activity. Gene Ontology annotation, biological process: monoatomic cation transmembrane transport.